AGCUCUGGUGGCUGAUACUAUAGUCUUGCCUUGGAAGAGCGAGCUAGUGUGCUUUGGCAGCUAGUGUUCUACUUCCAGCGUUUAUCUUGUUGUUCAGAGCACAAUAAAAUCUGUGAUUUUCCUGAACAUUUUUAUUUUUUUAUUUUUUUCUAUUUGGUGGAUUUAUUGAACAUCUGGAGAUGAGCCGGAGAAUGGAGCUGAGACGGCUCCUGGAGGAUCAGAGGAGGUGGAGCCGUCACGGAGAUCAUGAUGAUUCAACGCAGACCGUAUUUGAGGAGAGACUGCGGUCUGAGCGCCGAAGAGGUGAAAUAAGAUCUCGUCAGGACACCCAGGAACAUCUGCAGAGGCCUCAGAGGGAGCACAGACACCGAAGCCGUUCUCCUCUUCCUGCUCCUGAGAUAGCACCAACAGACGGACCAAGUCCAGAUCCUCUCCCUGGUCCAAGUCAUCUACAGCCAACGUCUCAGCAGCCAGCGGAGAAUAGGCAGAAUCUCUCGGACAUGGUGCACGAGAUCGUCAUGCAGAUGAUGACAGCCGCUGAGGAAGCCGACAAUGAGCAGAAUAUCCCGGCCAUCUUGGAAGAGAUCAUCGAACAGAACAGGCCAGCUGUGGUGGAAGAGAUGCACAGGCAGAAUGUCCAGGCCUUGCCGUUAAAGAUCAGAUUUUUCCAAUCUACCAUCAUUGCUGGGGAUGAAGCGACACAGUCAUGUGCUAUCUGUCUGAUGCAGUACCAAGAUGGGGAGCGAGUGUCUACCCUGCCCUGCAGCCACAAGUACCAUCCAAGCUGCAUCUUACAGUGGUUUGCAACACAUUCCAGCUGUCCCCUGUGCCGCGGAGAGUGCAUCCCAGGGCAAAUUGAGUGUUGGAUCUCCUGAAUAUGGUAAGAGGAAGAUCUAAAUUACCACCUUCUCUAGAUUCCAUACCACCUCCUCCAUUCUACUUUGGGCCUACUGCCCACACUGCUCACCAGGCAUAGCGCUCGCCUAUUGUGCCAUUCUAUUGGGCCUAAUGCCCCUUUUAUAUUGCCCGGGCCUAGUGUCUGCCUAAUGAUUCCCAGGCCUAGUGCCUGCUAUGCCCACGGGCCUAGUGCCCGAACCAUGGUGGUCUAGGGUGGGACCGUCUGGAUUUACCCAUCCUAAGGGCUGUGGCUGGACCAAGCUUGGUCCAGACCCGCCCACCACUUGGUAUUGCUCCCACUACCUCCGGCCUUCCUGGAGUCUUCACCUGGGCAGUGGUGGCCAGUAAAAGCUAUUUUACGUCACACACAACUGUCACAGGACUUCAACGUUUUCACAUCUGCUGCGUUGCGCCGACUUAUUUAUCCUGCGGCCUAGCACCGGAUGAAGCGAUAUCACAGCUUAGCACCGACUAACAACACCUGUAGCCUAGCGCCGACUUAUCCAACCUGCGGGCUAGCGCAGGAUCAAGAGAUACUACGGCCUAGUGCCGACUUACCAGACCUGCGGUUAAUCGCACAAUGUAAUACUACUGGGCAUUGUGCCCUUGUCUAUACCAACCUUGUCGUCCACAUAGUAGCUUUGGGCUUACCGCCCACUGUGCCCUGGCCAAUUGUUGCCUAUAUGUGGGACUUUGCUGCCAUGGGCCUGUUUCCUGCCUACCUGAAAUGAUCCCAAUGCUUUGGGCCUAUUGCUCACCUACCUAAGAAUCUUACAAUAAGCUUUGGGCCAAAUGACCACGGGACCCCGACCUAUUGCUGCCGUUAGGGGCUGAAUAUUCUAUCCACGGCGAGCUGACCACGUAGUGUGCAGCUCUAUUGGGCCUUCUGCCCACACUGCUCACCGGGCCUAGUACUCGCCUAUUGUGCCAUUCUAUUGGGCCUAAUGCCCCUUUAUGUCACCCGGGCCUAGUGCCCGCGUAAUGAAUCCCAGGCCUUGUACCUGCUAUGUCCACGAGCCUAGUGCCCGAACCCUGUUGGUCUAGGGUGGGACCGUCUGAAUUUACUCAUCCUAAUGGCUGUGGCUGGAUGAAGCUUGGUCCAGACCCGUCCAACGCGUGGUUUUCGCCGGAGGUGGGAUGUCUCCUACCACCUCCGGGCUUCCUGGAGUCUUCACCUGGGCAGUGGUCGCCAGUAAAAGCUCUUUUCCGUCGCACACUACUGUCCCAGGGCUUCGACGUCUUAUCCACAUCUGCGGCGUAGCGCCGACUUAUCCAACCUGCGGCCUAGCGCCGGAUGAAGAGAUACCACAGCUUAGCCUUGACUUACCAAAUUUGUAGACUAGCGCCGAUUUAUCCAACCUGCGGUCUAGCGCAGGAUGAAGAGAUACUACGGCCUAGUGACGAUUUACCAUACCUGCGGUUAAUCGCACAAUGUAAGACUACUAGGCCUUGUGUCCUUGCCUAUACCAACCUUGUCAUCCACACAAUAGCUUUAGGCUUACCGCCCACUGUGCCUCAG
Molecule: messenger RNA, 2416 nt
Organism: Pseudophryne corroboree (corroboree frog)
Lineage: Eukaryota; Metazoa; Chordata; Amphibia; Anura; Myobatrachidae
Product: E3 ubiquitin-protein ligase ARK2C-like
Exons: 2
Coding region: 180-875 (231 amino acids)
Biological process (GO): protein ubiquitination
Cellular component (GO): cytoplasm
Molecular function (GO): ubiquitin protein ligase activity
Source: RefSeq, a predicted model, not a curated record